CCUUUCUUUUCAUAUUCAGUCCCAUAACCCAAACUCUAAGUAAACUCCUCAACUACUCAUCAAUAUGACUUAUCAACCAUAGACUCUUCAUAAACAUUACAUUUUGCUUAUUUUUUGGACUCACCCUGAACACCCAUUUCGGUUUUUAGUCGAGAUUUUGGGCCGGGGGUUGGAAAAAUGAGGGUGUGCUUGUGGUUUUUUGUUGUGGUUAUUGUUUUCGGUUUUGGUGAUGGAAAAAAUGCUGAUCAAAGGCUACGCACAGAGAGGAUUUCAGGAAGUGCUGGGGAUGUGUUGGAAGAUAAUCCAGUGGGAAGAUUGAAAGUCUAUGUUUAUGAGCUUCCUAGUAAAUACAACAAGAAAUUACUGCAGAAGGACCCCAGAUGUCUCACUCAUAUGUUUGCUGCUGAAAUUUUCAUGCAUAGAUUUCUCUUAUCCAGCCCAGUCCGAACCCUUAAUCCAGAAGAAGCAGAUUGGUUUUAUACCCCUAUAUACCCCACUUGUGACCUCACACCUACUGGCUUGCCGUUGCCCUUCAAUUCUCCAAGGAUGAUGAGAAGUGCAAUACAGCUUCUCUCCUCCAAUUGGCCUUACUGGAAUCGUACAGAAGGGGCUGAUCACUUCUUUGUUGUGCCCCAUGACUUUGGAGCCUGCUUCCACUAUCAGGAAGAGAAAGCCAUUGAGCGGGGCAUUCUUCCACUACUCCGGCGUGCUACUUUAGUUCAAACUUUUGGGCAGCGAAACCAUGUGUGCUUGAAUGAGGGGUCAAUUACAAUUCCUCCGUAUGCUCCUCCUCAAAAGAUGCAGGCCCACCAGAUUCCCCUUGACACUCCGCGGUCAAUUUUUGUUUACUUCCGCGGAUUGUUUUAUGAUGUAAAUAAUGAUCCGGAAGGUGGUUAUUAUGCAAGAGGAGCAAGGGCUGCAGUUUGGGAGAAUUUCAAAAACAAUCCACUCUUUGACAUCUCCACCGAUCAUCCAACAACAUAUUAUGAAGACAUGCAACGAGCUAUAUUUUGCUUGUGCCCACUCGGUUGGGCCCCAUGGAGUCCUAGACUGGUCGAAGCAGUGGUAUUCGGAUGCAUUCCUGUAAUUAUAGCAGAUGAUAUUGUUUUACCAUUUGCCGAUGCUAUCCCAUGGGAGGAGAUUGGAGUGUUUGUAGCAGAGGAAGAUGUCCCUCACCUGGACACAUUCCUGACAUCUAUACCACCAGAAGUGAUUUUAAGGAAACAAAGGCUUCUUGCAAACCCUUCCAUGAAACGUGCAAUGUUAUUCCCACAACCUGCACAACCUGGUGAUGCUUUCCACCAAAUACUGAAUGGGUUGGCUCGUAAGUUGCCGCAUGACAGGACUGUCUACUUGAAACCUGGUCAGAAGGUUUUGAAUUGGACAGCAGGACCAGCUGGGGACCUGAAACCUUGGUAAGAGAAGUGUCUUUUUCUCAAAAGAGAUGGUUGUAGUGUAUCUGCUGUUUCAUCUAAUCCCGCGAGAGAAUCCAAGGAAUGUAAACUUCGCUUUGAAAUUUUGUAGAGAUAAUUCAAUUUUACAUGUACAUCUGGGACAUAGUUCGAUGCAUUAAAUAGCUUCAUAUUUUCCCGGACA
Molecule: messenger RNA, 1596 nt
Organism: Populus trichocarpa (black cottonwood)
Lineage: Eukaryota; Viridiplantae; Streptophyta; Magnoliopsida; Malpighiales; Salicaceae
Product: probable beta-1,4-xylosyltransferase IRX10
Biological process (GO): plant-type secondary cell wall biogenesis; glucuronoxylan biosynthetic process
Molecular function (GO): glycosyltransferase activity
Source: RefSeq, a predicted model, not a curated record